AUGGUUUACUACUCUAGCACCGGCGUGCUCAUCAUGGGCGAGUCGGGUCAUUUGCCCAUCACCAGCUCGCUCCUGGCCAACCUUGUCCUGCGUCUCAUUCUCGGGCCGCUCGCCUUGUUGGCAUCCUGUGUGCCUCUGCGGCUAUUGUGGAAGAACGGCGAGUUUCCGGCCUGCGUCUUCGUCGCCAGUAACUGGCUGACCGUCCUGCUCGUCUUUAUCAACGCCGCCAUCUGGCACGACCAGGACUUUGACCACUGGUGGCUCGGCUACGGCUGGUGCGACUUCCAGAUCUACAUCCAGUUUGCCCUCUCGACCGUCUACAGCGCCAGCAUCUGCGCCAUGAUGCGACGGCUGUCCAUACAGGUCAGCCUGAACCGUGUGGCCGGCCUGUCCGGCGCCGAGAAGCGCCGCCAGCUGCUGGUGCAGAUGCUCAUCAUCUUUCCCGUCCCGCUGCUGCAGGUCAUCUUCACCAUCUUUGUCCAGGGGCAACGCUACAUGCUCGCUCCGGUCAACGGCUGCAACAAGGCCUACUACGGGAAUGCCAUCUACCUCGUCUUCUUCGUCCUUCCCUCGCCCAUCUUCACGGCGGCAGCAUGCUAUCACACAUACCAGACGUACAGGAAGUUUCGCCUGGCUGAGGCCAGCACGCGCCUGGCCCAUAACGGCAACAACAGUGUGGCCUUCUCUCGCAGCCAGCGGGCCCGACGGAAGUUGUAUCUGAUGGCCCUUAGCAUCCUGCUUCCAUACGCCCCCAUUGAGGCCAUUUUCUGUGCCAUCAACAUCAUGAUGGGCUGGCCGUGGAACAGCCCGACGAGCUUCCAUUAUGUCCACUUUGCCGGCAUUGUCUCUACGUGGAAUUCCAUCUACAUAAUUAGCUACGACCAUGUCAGCUUCAGCGAGAUGAACCUGAACUGGAUCCCCAUCGUGACUGCAUUUGUCAUUUUUACCUUUUUCGGAACGUCCAAGGAGGGCAUCAACACAUACCGCAGAUGGCUUGUGUUCUUUGGUCUGGGGCGUCUGUUCCCAACACUCAAUCUGGAGUACGACCCAGACCGCACCCGUGUCGAGACCGGCCGCUUCAGUGAGGGCACGCAGACGCAGUUUUCGACGCUGAAUGCAUCUGCAAGUCCAUCUCGCAAGGAAUCGCUUGUCCCCACAUACUGUCGGGUUUACUCGGCACACGGAAGCAGCCACGGGACAGAGGACCAGGAAGGGGGAGGCGACACGACCGUUGUGCCAGCGCCGUCUUCGUGGCGAUCCGAUCUGCGAAGCCGCCUUCAGAAGGCCAGGAUGUGGCCCACGCGUACGUCGUCCCCCAAUACCGCAGACGAGCUCGAGCUGGAACGCAACGCGGCCCCGUUUGCCGCGACAUGGCAGCCGGCAGCCUCUGUGAUCUUCAGACCUGGGCUCAACUGGUCUGCGCCACCCAGAGUGCCAGCUCUCGCCAUGUCCUCCUUCCGGAAGGCCUCCUCGGCACAGACGACCCCGGACACCCGUACAAAACCAAACCCACCGCUACGGCCAUGCCAAGCCCAUCCGUCACCGCAGUCGGCGGUCCCUGUCAUCGACGAUCCAGACCAGCUGACCGACGAGCUGACCAUCGAGCCCCUCCGAGAAAACCGGGCCAUACCCAAGCCUUUCGACGGCACUGUCAUCCAAGGAGCCACUGCGGAGCAGCAGUGCCAGCUUCAACAGUUGGCACAAGUCGGCCAGCUGCUGCAUCCGGGCAGGGGACUGUUCGAGUGGAUCGGUGCAUCGUCACCGAUAUGCCCGCUGGAAGAUGAAAUGACCGUCUGGUCACAGGUAUAG
Messenger RNA from Grosmannia clavigera kw1407, 1809 nucleotides. RefSeq names its product a-pheromone receptor. Gene Ontology annotation, molecular function: mating-type factor pheromone receptor activity. Gene Ontology annotation, cellular component: membrane. NCBI's taxonomy places the organism in Eukaryota, Fungi, Ascomycota, Sordariomycetes, Ophiostomatales, Ophiostomataceae. The transcript is spliced from 4 exons. The record is from RefSeq and is a predicted model, not a curated record. Gene Ontology annotation, biological process: G protein-coupled receptor signaling pathway. The coding region runs from base 1 to 1809 and encodes 602 amino acids.